This is a messenger RNA of Candidula unifasciata, 282 nucleotides long. Lineage: Eukaryota; Metazoa; Mollusca; Gastropoda; Stylommatophora; Geomitridae. The record is from the annotation of a GenBank genome assembly.
AUGGCCGCUUCGGGGUUGUUGAGGGUUGUAGGUUCCCGGUCGCAUAGGUCGCUCUUGACUCCAAAUAUGAUCUCUACAUUAAAGCCAAAUAUUGGUGUUAGAUAUAUAACAAGAAGCGAAAACGGGGCUAUCCUUCCUAAACCACCCCAAGUUCGGUUUGGUCUCAUCAAGGUUGCAUUGACUGUUACGCCAUUUCUAUUGGGUGGAGCGACAAUCAGUAGAGAAUUUGCAGCCUGGCUUGAAGAGCAUGAAUUAUUUGUACCAGAUGAUGACGAUGACUAA